Gamsiella multidivaricata is the source of this 2405-nucleotide messenger RNA. Its product is annotated as NADPH-dependent cytochrome P450 oxidoreductase. Gene Ontology annotation, molecular function: flavin adenine dinucleotide binding; FMN binding; NADPH-hemoprotein reductase activity. The record is from RefSeq and is a predicted model, not a curated record. Gene Ontology annotation, cellular component: cytosol. The coding region runs from base 164 to 2320 and encodes 718 amino acids. NCBI's taxonomy places the organism in Eukaryota, Fungi, Mortierellomycota, Mortierellomycetes, Mortierellales, Mortierellaceae. The transcript is spliced from 4 exons.
UCCCGGGUUGCCUUUGAUGGGGCAAUUUAGGCUGCGCGCGGGGAGGGUGGGAUGAGGUUUUCUGCCGUGGCUUUGUCUCAUUGUUCCAAUUGAACAAGUCGAUUCCUUAUUUCUUCAUCCACUCCUCAUAACACAGUAACUUCAAGGCGACAUCACUCUCACCAUGGCCGACGCUGUCAUCGACACCCUCGACAUCGCCAUCCUCGGUGCUGUCCUCGUGGGCUCUGGUAUCUACUGGUUCAAGGACAAGCUGCUGGGUUCAGGCACAAAGGCCGCCACCAAGCAGCCCCUCGUACCAAUGCAGAAGCCCAAUGCCCCCGCCCUCAAGAUCAACAAGGUCGCUAAGAGGACCCGCGACUUUGUUCAGAAGAUGAAAGAAACGGACAAGACCAUCAUCUUCUUCUAUGGAUCGCAAACUGGAACCGCCGAAGAUUACGCUGCCCGUUUGGCCAAGGAGGGAACCCAGCGUUACAACUUCAAGACCAUGACCGCCGACUUGGAAGAUUACGAUAUGAACCUCUUGGAUACAUUGCCCUCGGAUCACCUCGCCGUCUUUGUCCUUGCCACCUACGGUGAGGGUGAGCCGACGGAUAACGCUGUUGAAUUUUGGGAGCACAUGGUUGCUGGUGAGGACCUCCCCGAGUUUUCGGUCGGUGACUAUGAAGAUGCGGAGAAGCCCCUUUCGAACCUGCACUUUGUCAUGUUUGGACUCGGUAACAAGACCUAUGAACACUACAACUCUGUUUGCAGACGCGUCGAUGAGAAGCUUCAAGCGCUUGGUGCCACCCGCAUCGGCGAGCGCGGUGAGGGUGAUGAUGACGGUUCGCUGGAGGAAGACUUCCUGAGCUGGAAGGACGACAUGUGGAAGGCUGUUUGCGAUUUCAUGGGCAUCGACUUCUUGGCUGGCAACAGUGGACCUCGUCAAGCGACAUACAAGAUCCAGGAGCACUCUACUGAGGAAAUCGAGGGUCUGAAGAAGAUUUACUACGGCGAACACCAGGAGCCCAAGUUCAUGCUCGGCUCUCGUCCUACCUAUGACUCCAAGAACCCUUACUCUGCACCUGUUUCAGUCUCUCGUGAAUUAUUCACUACCGAUGCUGACCGUCAUUGCUUGCACAUGGAGAUCGAUAUUUCUGGAUCUGGCAUCACCUACCAGGCUGGCGACCACAUCGCAAUUUGGCCGGUGAAUGCCCAGCAUGAGGUUGAAAAGUUGGCCAAGGUCCUUGGUUUGACCGAAAAGCUCGAUACCGUCCUUACUGUUUCCAACACUGAUCCUGCCUCGACCAAACUGCCCUUCCCGGUUCCCACGACCUAUCGCACGAUCCUGCGUAACUACGUUGACAUUACUGCCCCACCCUCGCGUGCUUUCAUUGGCCAGUUGACACCCUUUGCUCCUUCUGAGGAGGCGGCCAAGACGUUUGCUCAUUGGGGUCAAGACAAGGAAGCCUUCCGUAUCAACGUUGCUGAUGCACGUCGCAGCUUGGGCACUGUUCUGGAAAAGAUUUUGGGCCCUGGUCAAACCCUAGAGGCUCCUUUCGAUUUGAUUAUCGAGUCCACCCCUCGUCUUCAGGCCCGCUACUAUUCGAUCUCAUCCUCCGCCAAGGCCUAUCCUACCUCGAUCCACUUGACUGCCGUUGUCCUGGACUACAAGCCUGUGGUCGCGCCCGAUGAGAUCGUCUAUGGUUUGGCCACUAACUUUUUGCACAACUGCCACGGCCACAUCAACAGGGCUGGAGUGAUCGAGCCCAAGUAUGAGAUUUCCGGACCCAGAGGAAUACAUUUGGUGGGCGACUAUGGCGUCAAGGUGCCCAUCCACGUCCGUCAUUCCAACUUCAAGCUGCCCCGUAACUCUGCUUUGCCCAUUGUGAUGGUUGGUCCAGGAACCGGUGUUGCGCCUUUCCGUGGAUUCGUUCAGGAUCGCGCUCAGGACGUGAAGAACGGCAAGAAGGUUGGCGCGACAGUCUUGUUCUUUGGAUGCCGCCGCGAGGACGAGGAUUAUUUGUACAAGGAUGAGUGGCCUGAGCUGAUGAAGGACAUCGAGGGCGCUCAGAUCAUCACGGCCUUGUCCCGCCAGCCCGGUGUUCCCAAGACCUAUGUCCAACAUCGCAUGGAUGAGUACAAGGAACUGAUCUGGGACCUGAUCCACAAGAAGGGCGGAUACUUCUACGUGUGCGGAGACGCCAAGAACAUGGCGCGUGAGGUCAACCAGAAGGUGAUUGAAAUUGCCAUGACAUGCGGCGAGAUGUCGGAAGAGAAGGCCACAGCCUAUGUCAAGGAAUUGCGCGGCCGCGGCCGUUAUGAGGAAGAUGUCUGGUCAUAAAGGAAAGGACCUGGAGACAUUUGCACCACCAUCAUAAGUACAUACAUAGAGCGCAUGAAUAAAAAAAAAAAUACAAUCUUUUAAA